AUGUACCAACGAGACCUUUAUACAGAGCCGUCAUUACAGUUGCUCUUUGAAUUUAUCCGGGAGAAUCCUCUUGGACUUAUUACAACCGCGAUUCCCUCGUCUUGCUACCCUUUGCUGCAAUCUAGUCAUAUACCAUGGGCUCUGAAUGUUCACUCUCAUGACGUCGAGGCUCCUGUGAAAGGCACGUUGCGAGGGCAUAUGGCAAGGCAAAAUCCUCAAUCGAAGGCUAUGUUGGAAGAAGUCACCAAUGCGCCAAAUGGGAAACUGCAACACGAUGUAAUGGUUAUGUUCACAGGGGCAGAUCAUCAUUAUGUGACUCCCAAGUUCUACACUGAAACCAAACCCCAAAGCGCCAAGGUAGUGCCCACAUGGAACUACACAGCCGUUCAGAUAUAUGGCAAAGCGACCAUUUACCAUGAUUCAUCCUUGCCAGAGACCUGGAGCUACCUUUCCAAUCAGCUUCACGAUUUAUCACAGCACUGUGAAACGUCCAUCAUGGGCUACACGGGGAAUCGUGAGAGUCUGCCACCGUGGAGUGUAUUUGAUGCCCCAAAGAGUUUCAUUGAAGGGAAAAAACGGUCUAUCAUUGGGAUCGAGAUCACAAUCGAGACAAUUCAAGGCAAGUUCAAGAUGAGCCAAGAUAAAGGUCAUGGCGACCGUCAGGGUGUCAUUGCAGGUUUCAGAAAUCUUGGAUCGGAUAUUGGGACAAACAUGGCUGACAUGAUUAAAGAGCGAGGAGACGCUCAGGAUGCUAAGAAACGAAAGAAGUCUCUCAGAUUGGAUUGUGAUAGACAGGUUGAAAAAUGA
Penicillium subrubescens is the source of this 807-nucleotide messenger RNA. RefSeq names its product FMN-binding negative transcriptional regulator. The record is from RefSeq and is a predicted model, not a curated record. Bases 1 to 807 code for a protein of 268 amino acids. The transcript has a single exon. Lineage: Eukaryota; Fungi; Ascomycota; Eurotiomycetes; Eurotiales; Aspergillaceae.